AUGAAACUUUUUUACUGUUGCUUCAUCCUGAUCUUACUCGGUCAGGAUGCCUUCGGUGAUCCAAGGCCAGAUUUUGGUCUCUCAGCAAAGGUGGCCGGGAGUGCGCUAACGAAAACGGUUGCAGCGGAAGCAUACUUAGACUUCGAUCAGAUCGAUUUUAAGACGAUCACACUAAAAUCGCAGUACAGCGUGCUGAAAUCGCUCAACCAGCAGAUGACCACGAUCGGGGCGAACAUUGCCGCCACGGGCAAAACGCUUACGACCGCGCUGGAAACGCUCGCACCCAGCACGGGACCGCUACCGCAGGUGUACAGCGAUGUGACGAACGCGAUCGGUACGCUUCGGGCACUGCUCGAAACGGGCCUGGUUCCGCAAACGACCAUAAUCGAGCAGCUGGUUGGCACGUACAUUUCCGACAUGCUGAGCGAUGCAACGCGCCAGCUCAUCGCCACGCUGAACCGUCUAACCACGCAGAUCAAUCUCAUCCAGAAGGGUGUGAACGAUGCAAUCGGGGCGUACGGUACGAACAUCAACAUACCGGACGCAUUCCUCCGUCGGUACGUGUCGCCGAAGGUGGUGUACGAGCUGUUGCGCAUUCUGCAGGAUCUCAAAUCCGACCUGCCGCUCGUGACGUUCAUCGUGGAGCUAACGCUCGGCCAUCUCAGCACGGCCGACGCAUUCCUGCUCGAGUUUCUGGACAGUGUCGACGUGAAGGUGUACGAGACGGUCAUGCAUUACGACACGCUCAAGCAGGAGGUGGUGGAAAGUUCGCAGCUACAGGCGAACGCGAUCGUUUCACCGCUGCAAACGUCCUACCGACAGCAGCUGGCCGACAUAGCGUACAUCAAGAGCGAUCUCGAGGCAAUGGAUACGUACAACGAAUUUCUCAAACCGGUGCUGGUAGCGUACGAGACACUGCUCGGCACGACGAACAUGCUCACCCUACCCGGCAAGGUCGAUGUCAUCUACAACGAAUAUCUGAAGGCUGUCGUCGCCCUCGACGAUUAUCUCGAUCGGUUCUACAACGCGAAACUGUGCGCCCCGGUACGGUCGGUGUUGAACGUAUUGAUCGCAUCGGGACCGUGGGCUGACUACUGCUUUAGCAAGUACUCGCCCCGUCUGCUUGGGCUGGUUUCGGUCAACUCGAACCGCUUCCUCAUGUGCUACCAGAUCGAGGCGACCCGGCUAUCCAACUUGAGCCCGCUGGUCGAUCGGCUGGUCGUGCAGAUUCUCUUCGAUAUUGAUGAUUUGGCCCAACAUCUGGUGGAAUGCUUUAACCGGAUCGAGGACGGUUCCAACUGUAUCGCUUCGAUUGCACCGUACUAUUCCGACCUGGCGGCUAACCUGAAUCUAAAGGUGGACGAUGUACUGCGGCUGCUGACCAUCCAGACGAAGGCGAGCGCUAGCCGGGCGGCCGCUUGCGUUGCCAGCGGUAAGUGUGGCUUUGUGGCGUCGACCGAAACCUACAUAAAGGACGUCAAGCUGUGCGAGGAGAAGGGUCCGAAAGCGUAA
Molecule: messenger RNA, 1512 nt
Organism: Anopheles maculipalpis
Lineage: Eukaryota; Metazoa; Arthropoda; Insecta; Diptera; Culicidae
Exons: 3
Coding region: 1-1512 (503 amino acids)
Source: RefSeq, a predicted model, not a curated record